Sphenostylis stenocarpa is the source of this 1458-nucleotide messenger RNA. NCBI's taxonomy places the organism in Eukaryota, Viridiplantae, Streptophyta, Magnoliopsida, Fabales, Fabaceae. The record is from the annotation of a GenBank genome assembly.
AUGGGAGACCGUUGUAGACAUUUUUCCGUUGAGGAAUUGCCAUCGCAUUUGGUUUUAGAAAUUCUGUGCUCGGGCAGGCUCAGUGCAAUGGACCUUGUGUCUUUAGAAUUGACUUCCAAAACUUUUGGUGGUAGUCAUAGCUUGUACCCUUUCAAGUUUAAGUCCUUGAUUGACUUUGCUGCAUUUCAAUUGUGUGCCUCCCAUGUUACCUAUGCUAGGAUGCCUUUGAAUUCUCAAAGGGAGUUGUAUGAUAGAUGUGGAGGAAAUUGGAAGCGAGUUUUGAGGUUCUUGCAGUCUGUGGAACAAUGCUCUCAGAUGGUCGAGACAUCAUCAGGCAAUAUGCAAAUAACAACUGGAAAGUAUCACACCUUGUUGAUCAGCAAUUCUACUGUCUAUUCCUGUGGUUCUGGUUUAUGUGGUGUACUUGGUCAAGGGCCUGAAACAACACAGUGUGUAGCAUUUACCCGGAUUGAUUUCCCACCUUUGGCACGCGUGGUUCACGUUUCGGCCUCUUUUAAUCAUGCAGCUUUUGUCUUGCAAUCUGGAGAGGUAUUCACAUGUGGAGAUAAUUCAUCUUCUUGCUGUGGGCACAGAGAUACAAGCCGACCAAUUUUCAGGCCACGUCUUGUUGAAUCCCUUAAGGGGAUUCCUUGCAAACAGGUUGCGGCAGGGCUUAACUUCACAGUCUUCCUCACCAGACAAGGUCAUGUUUAUACAUGUGGAACCAACACACAUGGCCAACUUGGUCAUGGUGACACUCAGGACAGGCCAACACCCAAAAUUAUUGAGGUCCUUGGAUCUGUUGUUCAGAUUGCUGCCGGACCAAGCUAUAUCUUAUCCGUAACAGAAAAGGGAACAGCAUACUCCUUUGGGUCAGGUGCUAAUUUCUGUCUUGGCCAUGGUGAGCAACACAAUGAGUUUCAGCCACGUGCCAUACAGAAAUUCAGACGGAAAGGUAUUCAUAUUGUCCGUGUAUCUGCUGGGGAUGAGCAUGCAGUGGCCCUCGACUCAAAUGGAUUUGUAUAUACAUGGGGCAAGGGAUACUGUGGUGCUUUAGGCCAUGGGGAUGAGAAUGAGAAGACAACUCCAGAGAUGUUGACUAGUCUGAAGAAUGAACUGGCUGUUCAGGUCUGUGCAAGGAAGAGGAAAACAUUUGUGCUAGUUGAUUCUGGUGCAGUGUAUGGCUUUGGCUCCAUGGGAUUUGGCAGCCUCGGUUUCCUGGAUAGAAGGGCAUUAGAUAAAGUAUUGAAACCUCGAAUCUUGGAUACCUUGAGAUCUCACCAUGUUUCUCAAAUUAGCACUGGCUUGUACCACACUGUGGUGAUCACUAGCAGGGGAAAGAUAUUUGGCUUUGGAGAUAAUGAAAGAGCACAACUUGGUCAUGACACACUAAGAAGCUGCCUUGAGCCGACUGAAAUUUUCAGUAGAGAUACAUCUGAAGAUGUAGAAAGUAUGUGA